This is a messenger RNA of Syzygium oleosum, 2675 nucleotides long. Its product is annotated as phosphatidylinositol 4-kinase gamma 3. The coding region runs from base 554 to 2296 and encodes 580 amino acids. The transcript has 3 exons. Gene Ontology annotation, molecular function: protein binding. NCBI's taxonomy places the organism in Eukaryota, Viridiplantae, Streptophyta, Magnoliopsida, Myrtales, Myrtaceae. The record is from RefSeq and is a predicted model, not a curated record.
UCUCUUCUUCUUCUUCUUCUUCUUCUUCACUGUUGAAUUCUCUGGAGCAAGCGAGAAGCCCAAGCCGCAGCAGCGGAGCUUUGCGGAUUUCGCAGGCAUCGAAUCGCAUCGCUUCGGUGAUCGGGGACACGAUGAAGCGCAGCAGUGACUCCGAUUGCCGUGCACUUGAUCGCCGCCUCGCCUGAUCUUCAGGUUGGCUGCAGUUUCCAGACGAUUCCGGCUCUCUCGAAAUCCUUGCGCUUUCUUUUGGAAAUUUCCAUGGCGCAGAAGAAACCCUAACGCCCGAUGCAUACGAAGGAUCCAGUGAGCUGGAGAUUGGGUUAUGGCUCGAGUUUGGUCUCGGAGGUUAUUGAGCAUGGAAUAUUAGGUUUGAGAACCUGUUUGAGUGGGGAAACCGAGUUUCCUAGUUUAUCAGCUUUGAGGUGGCAUUGCACGAAGUUGAAGUUUGGGACUCUCUGGUCAAAUGGGUUGUCCAGAGAGCAUGAUGAAGGUUUUGACUGGUUAAAAGUUUGAUUAUUCUGGUAAGGGGCUGUGCAGAUAACAGGAGAGAAAGAUGUCGGUUGCUAGCGUGGCACUUAGCCCGGUUCUGGAAGAGUGUUUGAAUUUCCCUGGGAAGUUCUCCCACCAGUAUGGUCCUCAUUUGAACAAUUCGAUCCUGAUUUACCUCAGUGUUGGUGGGUCUGUGAUUCCCAUGCGCAUUAUGGAGUCAGAUUCAAUUGCGUCUGUGAAGCUGAAGAUACAGACAUGGUUCUUUGUCAGAAAGCAGAAACUGGUCUUUGAUGGGAGAGAACUAGCUCGGAACAAUUUGCGUGUUGGAGACUAUGGGGUUGCUGAUGGAAAUGUGUUGCACCUUGUGCUGUGGCUUUCAGAUCUUCAAGCUAUCACUGUCCGAACUGCUUGUGGGAAGGAAUUUGAGUUCCAUGUCGAGAGGAGCAGAAACGUAGGGUAUGUGAAGCAGCAGAUUGUGAAGAAGGGGCAAGGCUUUGUCAAUCUGGAGGAUCAAGAGCUGGUAUGUGAUGGUGAAGAGCUUGAAGAUCAGAGACUCGUCCAUGACAUUCGUAGGAAGAACGGUGACGCUGUUAUCCAUUUGCUGGUCUGCAAAUCUGCUAAAGUGAGGGUGAAACCCGUCGACAAGCACUUUGAAGUGCUUAUUGAUGCAUCAGAUUUGAAUGAGCAUGCUAGUGCAGUUGGUGAAUAUCAGUCUGGGGACCUGUCGAAACCCAAUAUCAUGGAGAGUAGACCACUGCCAAAAGAUUUCCUAUUGGAACCUUUCAUCGUUACUCGAGAUAUUGAACUUCCAUUUGUGUUAAAAGAGCUGAUUGAAUCUACUUUUCAAGGAUUGGAUAGAGGCAAUGAGCCAAUACGGUCUUCAGAGGGAUCGGGAGGAGCUUACCUCAUGCAAGACUUUUCUGGCCUGGAGUAUGUGUCAGUUUUCAAGCCUAUUGAUGAGGAACCAAUGGCGGUGAAUAACCCUCGGGGGCUUCCCUUGUCACUAGAUGGUCAAGGGAUGAAAAAGGGCACGCGUGUGGGAGAGGGAGCACUGAGAGAAGUUGCAGCUUACAUCUUGGACCACCCAGCGGUGCACAAUUCUGAGAAGGGCUUUGCUGGGGUUCCGCCCACUGUUAUGGUGAAGUGUAUGCAUAGAGAGUUCAAUUAUCCUGAAGGUUAUGAGUACACAAACAAGAAUUGUAAGAUAGGAUCGCUGCAGAUGUUCAUAAAGAAUAUAGGAAGUUGUGAGGAUAUGGGACCCCGAGCUUUUCCUGUGGAUGAGGUACACAAGAUUUCUGUCUUGGACAUAAGGUUGGCAAAUGCGGAUAGGCAUGCAGGCAACAUAUUGAUCAGCAGGGACGGUGAAGAUGGACGUAUAGAGCUUAUUCCUAUUGAUCAUGGAUACUGUCUGCCUGAAAACUUUGAAGAUUGCACAUUUGAGUGGCUCUACUGGCCACAAGCUCAGCGGCCUUACUCUCCAGAAACUAUGGACUACAUCAAGUCACUGGAUGCCGAACAAGACAUUCAACUCUUGAAGUUUCACGGUUGGGACUUGCCAAUUGAGUGUGCUCGCACCUUGCGCAUCUCUACUAUGCUUUUGAAGAAAGGUGUGGAGAGAGGCCUUACUCCUUUCUCCAUUGGAAGCAUGAUGUGUCGGGAAACUCUUAACAAGGAGUCUCUGAUUGAGCGGAUUGUCAAAGAAGCAGAGGAAAGUGUGCUUCCUGGAGCUAGUGAAGGUUCAUUUCUUGAAUCUGUCUCAGUGCUUAUGGAUCACUACCUCGAUAAACUUUCAAAUGGAGGCCAUUGAGUGAACUUGUAUGUUAUGUAGUGUGUACUAGUGUGUGCAUGCUUGCAUGAAUGUACAGAAGUCCCUCUCCUGGACAGACCUGCUCUUGUGAAAUCUUUGCUAAUGCUUGGACUAUAUGCUUGUUCACUCGCAUCAUUCUCUGGUGCAUCAAUCUUUUUGGCGUCCAAGACAGCCCGAAGCUGCCACUUUGGCCGGCCAGGAUGGAAAGCUAUGUGCUCUUUUGGGUUUUACAAGGAACAAUGAUUUGAGCAUUGGCGAUAUGAAAUCGACCUUCAUGCUAUUCGCAAACAUUUUGUAAGCAGUCACUGCCAGUCAUAUUGCAACGGUACAUAUCACUUGUAAGGAUAGCGGUAUUGAAUAAUGUGAGCUGUUGUUUAAA